ACAGUCCGGGUGGUUUAGGGUUCAGUGUGUGUGUGGGAUUAUCUCUGCAGGUAUUUAAACGCUUCCUCAGACUGAGGGAAGUCGCAUCAUGCAGCAGAUCUACACACACCGAGAUGAGCAGCUUGAGGUUUUUACCACCGUCUUCUCUCCACAGGUUUGCAGGACAAGAGUGAGACAUGCGGAGGCAGAGAAGGUGGUGGUGGUCACCAACCAGUACCGGUCCCGCUGGCCCAAAGAGCUGGACCUGGAACAGGGAGAUCUGAUCCAGGUUCUGUUUAAAGACGACGAGUCCUGGUGGUUCGGGCGGCUCGCGAAUGGAGAUGAGGGUUACUUUCCAUCAUCCUGCGUAGAGCUGCUGCAGGACAGCGAGUUGUCCAGAGCCACGCCCACACAGUUGAGGAGGGGCUCUGUACCUGCAAUGGUUCGGACACGAGGCGCCCCCUGUGGCUGCACCAGCGGUCGCAGCACUCCCAAACUACUGAGGAAAAACAGCGUCCAGCAACCCUCAGAAUCCAGGGUGUCUGGAGCAUCAACAGCUCCUCUGCGCUCCUCCAGCUUCUUCUGCAGAGUCCUGGCAAAGUCCAGGAGGAAGAGCUGCCCCCUCCUGCCCAGGGCCCACCUGGACACGAGCUCCGACAACACCGCCUUCCAACCAGAUUAGAUUACCCUAAUCACAAGCAGAGUCCCAGAAAAAUGAUCAAGUUUUAGUUUUUCUGUAAAUAUAAUCAGGCUUCUGUAGCAACAUCAAAACCUGAAGACAUAAGAAGAUAUGAUGAACCCCUCAUAGGCCCAGGGCACAGGAUCUUCAUUGGAUCCCGGGUCCCUGAAUUGGAUCUCGGGUGACCCGACACUAUGUUGACAUCAAGUCUCUAAUCCGUGAUCUCCCCAAAAAUCCAAGUUCUGGUGGACUCUAACUCUAAUUUAGUGUUCAAGAUCCAAGUUAACUGGUCCAAGUCCACAAGAAGUCAUGAAACAAGUACCUGAGGAAAUACCCAGUCUCAGGUCCUUGUCAGCUUCAGGUCUGAGUCUGAGUGCAGCCUGAACUGAGCCGAGUCCACCAGUGGUUCCUCAGGGACGUUGUGUCUGGCUGUGCUGCGGAGAACCCUCCUGCCCACAGCUAGAACCGUCUGUGCUGAUUCUGAAGAAAGUAAGACAUUGACAGUUAUGCAUUGUAAAAUAUUAGGAUGAGUGGAAUUCCUGCUGCUGAUCAGAACCUGUUAGAUCUGUCUGUGGUUGAAAUCAGACCUUGGUUCUGUUAAAGAGACAAACACAAGAAGACAUUCUGAGUGUUUCCAUCUGGGCCCUUUAUUUUCACAAUCAAUCAUCAGAGUCACGGUCAGGUCCAAUAAAAACUCCCCUAAAGGUAAAAUCAGGCUUAGAGUUCAGACGGGUUUGGACUUUCACACAGAACUUCAUGUGGACUGCGUCAUGUACUAAACAUUCAAAUAAAAACAUUACAAUAUGAACUGAUCAAAUCUAAUGCAAGGUUCUGGUUUCAUCAGUUCUGAUGCAAAGUGCAAAGGUUCCACAUAAAGUGCCGUCAAAAAUAAAGAAAUUUCC
This is a messenger RNA of Girardinichthys multiradiatus, 1560 nucleotides long. Its product is annotated as jouberin. The coding region runs from base 89 to 661 and encodes 190 amino acids. Gene Ontology annotation, molecular function: protein binding. The record is from RefSeq and is a predicted model, not a curated record. The transcript has 5 exons. Lineage: Eukaryota; Metazoa; Chordata; Actinopteri; Cyprinodontiformes; Goodeidae.